Trypanosoma brucei brucei TREU927 is the source of this 1857-nucleotide messenger RNA. RefSeq names its product pseudouridylate synthase I, putative. NCBI's taxonomy places the organism in Eukaryota, Euglenozoa, Kinetoplastea, Trypanosomatida, Trypanosomatidae. Gene Ontology annotation, cellular component: cytoplasm; nucleus. Gene Ontology annotation, biological process: mRNA pseudouridine synthesis; tRNA pseudouridine synthesis. Gene Ontology annotation, molecular function: pseudouridine synthase activity; RNA binding. The record is from RefSeq and is a predicted model, not a curated record. The transcript has a single exon. The coding region runs from base 1 to 1857 and encodes 618 amino acids.
AUGUCUAAGCGUAAGAAUUUUAACACGCGGAGGGCGUGUUUGCGCAAAGCCCCUAGGGACCAUACACAUAUUGGACUUUGUGUGAUGUACUGCGGCACGGCGUUCCGAGGACUGCAGUUGCAGGCGCACGCACCGACUCACCAUACGGUUGAGGGUGUUUUGAUUCAAGCGUUGAAAGAUGCCGGUAUCGUCGAUGGCGUACAGCGGGGUCGUGUGAGCGGGGAAGAGCAUCAUUUUGCUCGUUCGUGCCGUACGGAUCGCGGUGUGCAUGCCGUGAGGAAUCUCGUUUGCUUGUUUGUGCCGAACAGCAAACUUGAAGCUGCCGGUGGUUGUGACAGACUCCCACAGCUUCUAAACGCACAUCUCCCCUCAACUGUGCGUGUGGAACGCGUGACAACCGUUAUGGGUGAUUUCAUCCCCCGUUUCUGUUGCGUUAGCCGUAUAUACCGUUAUAUGAUCCCGGUGUAUGCCCUUUUGUCACCCUGUAGUUCAUGGAAUGAAUUUUACGCAGAGUUCCCACAGGCUGUCGAGACGCUGCGGUGCCGCGCUCAAGGGGGCUCUUUCAUCGACCUCUGCCCAAAUGAAGAGGAUAAACUACUUGCUGCAUUGAGAGACGUUGUGUCUCGGGGGAAUGGGUUGCUCGCUCAUCAUGUGGUGGGGACCCACCGUUUUCACAACUUUUCGGCAUCCCCAGGGGAGCGAUAUGGUCACGGAUGGAACAGGAAGGUGGUUAUGCCCAAUGACAAUACCUCAGUGCGUACCGUUAUGCGAUGCGAAAUAGCACCGCGCCUGUUUCUGUUCCCGCAGGAAACCAUCGGACCGACCCGGUCAGAAUAUGCAAAAUCGCUGAAGAUAUUCGAAGGUGAUACCGCUGCGGAAGGGGAAAGGGUGGUAGCAGUGUCUGAGAGGACCUUCCCCGAGACGGCGCUUCUGCCGUACCUUCUGUUUCAGAUUGAGGGCAGGUCAUUCCUGUUCAACAUGAUACGAAAGAUUGUUGGUCUCAUCAUCGCUGUACUGCGUGGUGCGAGGGAGUCGCUCAUGCAAGAAACCCUGUCUGCUGAGCGGCACGCGUUGUGUCCGCUGGCACCCGGCUCGUUUUUGUACCUUUUUCACUCUUUCUACACUUCGUAUGACAACAGAGUCCGCCGCAGUGGGAGUACGCGGUUCUGUCCGCUGGAAGAUGAGUGGACUGGAGAAGUCGGAGAAGCUGCUUCCGCUUUUGCGGUAACGAGCAUUGCGGCAGAUGUUAUUGACCUCGACAUGAACCGUGUUCCUGCCCUCGGUACGCUUCUUAGUGCGAUAGACGCACAACGACGUGUGACUCGCCCCUGUUGGGAGGAAGAAGAUGCUCACCUUACCUCAAUGAAAGAAUUUCACCCAGCUGUUGUAGAGCCCCAUCCUUCAUGCUCAGAAAUGACCACCUUUCUGCGGUCGUUACGCGUGCAUAACUGGGGGUUGUCGCAAGUAAAACAACCUGUCCAGUGCGGGAAAAACAAACCCCUCGACACGGAUAAUGGAAAGGAAAGCAUCACUGGCUGCGAAGGGGUGAAACAACAGCGCGCUUCUGGUGAUGGUUGUGUGGUAGAUGAAGGGCAAGUACGGAAGAGAGCGCGCAAGGAGGAGUGCAUGUGUGAAGGUUGUGAUGGCACACCCUUCAGCCGGGAAACCCACACGUUAGGGGAGGAGGAGGUUGAUGACGGUUGGCUCUACGUGGCGUCAACGCUGGAGGAGGAGCAACGUCUGCGGCAUGAGCAUCACAAACGGGUGCGCCGCUCACGAGCGUGGGAUGGUACCGCGCACGGCGGUGGUGUGGAAGUUGCUUUUCAUAGUGAUGGUGAUGGCGGCGGAAGCGAGUGA